Penicillium robsamsonii is the source of this 435-nucleotide messenger RNA. RefSeq names its product MFS toxin efflux pump. The coding region runs from base 1 to 435 and encodes 144 amino acids. NCBI's taxonomy places the organism in Eukaryota, Fungi, Ascomycota, Eurotiomycetes, Eurotiales, Aspergillaceae. Gene Ontology annotation, molecular function: transmembrane transporter activity. The record is from RefSeq and is a predicted model, not a curated record. The transcript has 2 exons. Gene Ontology annotation, biological process: transmembrane transport.
AUGCACAACACAGAAAGCGACAUCAAAUGUGAAAAUGUGUCGGUUACCCUGGAAAGUCUCACAGAAGAAGAGACCGUCGGACUUGCUCGUUGGAAGUUAGGGCUAUUGAUGUUCGGAAAUACUCUUGCAGUGUUCUGUGUCGCACUGGAUAAUACGAUUAUGUCAAAUGCCAUCCCCAGAAUCACGCAGACCUUUAACUCGCUAGAGGAUAUCGGAUGGUACUCAAGCGUAUAUUUCUUUACCAAUUGCUCAGUGGUUCUAUUCUUCGGAAAACUCUAUACGCAUUACUCAAUGAAACAGAUUUUUCUCGUGGCACUUCUGUUGUUCGAGGUUGGCUCCUUGAUCUGCGGUGCCGCGCCAACCUCCGUCGCCCUCAUUGUGGGCAGAGCCAUUGCUGGACUUGGUGCCGGGGGGUUCUACCCGGUGCCAUAUUGA